AUGGAAGAGUCAUUCUUGUUUGACGACAAUAACCAAACAGAACCAGCGCGACAACAACAAGAUAAUCCAGAUCAAAUAAGUAAUGAAGGUUCACUACAAAUGCAAAUCACUACAGACAGAAAUAUAGCAUGGCAACAACAACAACAGUCUGGAGCACAUGAUACUAUGGGAUUGUUUGUUGCGGAUGGAGGCCAAGAAGAUUUAUCGCAAGGUGGAGCAUUGACACCGCGGGCCAUAUUGGCGCGAACCUCUUUGUCUAGCUUAAACUCUCCUAUGUUUGGAAAUAGUAAUGAUGGUAAUGAUGCGGUAAUUGGGAAGGACGGGACGCCCGACAAUAUGCCUGUCGUUAAUACUGCGCAAUUGGAGGGCACCGAAGGAGAUUUAGUCAAUUAUGAUAACGUUCUACUUCCGAAAUCUUUGUCUCCGACCGCUCUUGCUACUGCUGGACAUGCUAAUGUGGCUUCACAACAACUGCCGAUUGCGACCCCAACAGUCGCGCCUUCUCCGCAGCAGAUUCUGUCUCAGAAAACCACACCACUCGGUCCUGUACGGGAGCCUUCGGAAGACCCUAAACCCAUCAUUACCCAAACUCCGAAUAGUGGAAAAGUAAAUCGUGCAUUUGUUGAUCGCGCAUCAAUGUUUGCAGCCUUACAGCAGCGUCAGCAGCAGCAGCAACAACAGCAGAAACAACAACAGCAGCAGCAGAAGCAGCAGCAACAACAACAACAGCAACAACAACAGCAACAACAACAGCAACAACAACAACAACAACAACAACAGCAGCAGCAACAGCAGCAACAACAGCAGCAGCGGCAACAGCAUAUGCAACAUCGCGUGCCUCAAAACAUGCAGCCGCCCCAACAAGGCGUAAAAAGUGUUCCAGACUACGCAGACAUGCAAUCGCCGGUUAUGACUCCGGUACAGAUACAGCAGCAGAGACAGGGUGUACCAAAGCCUAAUGAUAUGCAAAACAGUAUUCCCAUCGGACAGAUGUCAAGUGCAUCACAGCCGACAAAUCAGAGGCAAUUAUUGCAAAGCCUAGAUCCUCAAGAGCAGAAACGUGUAUCCCAGGAACUCAAUGGCAAGCAGUAUGAACUUUUUGUCAAAUCUUACAUGGAACAUUGUAAACGUAAUAACAGUCUUUUUAAUCCGAAUCCCGAGGUUUGCGGCAUAAGGGUUAACUUAUUUAUUUUGUACAUGCUGGUGCAGAGGAUGGGCGGUGCUGAUAAUGUUACGAAGAUUCGCCAAUGGGGAAGCUUGGCACAGAAGCUUCACAUAUUUGCCCCAAACGGUGAUAGUGAGCUGUCAAACUGCUAUUAUAAUACCCUUCUGUCAUAUGAGAAGUAUUUCUUAACACCGGAGGGCAUAAAAGAGACGCAAACUAAACGACUACUAUUGCAGCAGUAUUUACAAGAAACUUUAAAGAAUGUCCAGCAGCAGCUAAAGUUGAAGCAACCUCAGUUACAACAACAACAGCAACAACAGCAGCCACAGCUACAGCAGCAGCAACAGCAAAUCCAUGGUUUACCAAAUCAAACAGAAAUGCGUCAAGUGCCAUUAGCACAACAACCUCAACCGCAUUCACAGACUCCCCAUAUUGUACAACAAAUGCUUCCGCAGUAUCAGUUUCAAAACAUGGCUGACGCCCAGGCUUUAAAGCAGCAGCUGCAGAUGAAACAAAGGAAGCCUCGCAUGAAGAAGAAGACAAAGAGAGAAUUGGAAGAGGAGAAAAGACAGCAAGACGAGGUGAGGAGAUUACAAGAACUGCAGCAUGAAAAACAACGACAGGAACAGAAGCUUAUGAUGGAAGGUCAUCUUCGCGAACAACAAGAACUUCAACGCCGUAGACGUGAAGAACAGAUACGAAACCUACCCAAAGUAUAUAAGCGUUCAUUUGCAAGGAAUUAUGUUCCCAUAAAGAGACCCAUCGAGCAUCAAAGUGGCUACGACAUCAGAGCACUUGCCCAGGUUGGCGAAAAAAUUGAUGCUACUAAGCCCAUAUUUUUAUUUGCGCCUGAAUUAGGUACAGUUAACCUUCAUGCGCUCACUAUGGCCUUGCAGUCAGAUAACAAUGCCGAAAUAAACGCAGCUUUAAAUUCUUUAUUAGUUACCAGUGCUGACAAUGUAACAAAAAUACCAUUGAAUGAGAUUCCGGAACUGCUGGACAGCCUCUGUAUUUUGGGUUGUGAAAAACUAUACAAGUUAAGCAAGGGCGAUUAUAAUCGAAAAUUGGCCGACCAGGGCAUUAUAAAAGAAUACGAUAUAGAGGAAAUGCUACACAAGCCGGUGCGAUCAAUUAACACGACUUACCAGGCUAUGGACCAAAUUUUACAAGACCGUAAGAAGUCAGGUGAAGAUAAUAAUGAGGCGGACAUUGCUAUUCAAGUAGAUUCUUUGACAGGAAUCGAUAUCGAGCAGCUUCCUCUUUCCGAGGAUAUUCCUCUCGAUGUUGGGCCAGAUGAGGAAGAUUUAACACCUGUGAAGAUAGAACAACCACCUGUGAAACGUUGGCAUUAUCUGCACGAACCGCUACGGGCACAAGGAUUGAAAAAGGAGGAUGAGCUAUCCAUUAUAUCCUAUCUCUCAGCUCUAAGAAUGGUGAGGGAUGAAGUUGACACUUUAUUUAGGCAUUGUCAUAAUCGUGGUGCUGAAGAUCCUCAUCUUUUGUUGAUUGAUCAGUUGUCAAUGAUUUCGAUGAUAUUGAGGAAUUUAUCAUUUAACGAUCUUAAUGCCACCGUAAUGGCUACUAAUGUUCACUUGAACAGAUAUAUUUUUGAACUAUUGUGGAUGUUAUUCACUCAGAUGAAGAAAUUUAAGCUGAGCAGGAAAGUUUUGAACUUCAAAAAGGAUACUAUCAUUACUUUAUCGAAUGUUUUUCAUUUACUAAAACUUGAGAACGUAAUAGAUGGAUGCCUACUACUUUUCCUAGUUCUAAGCUUCGGGGAACCAAUAAAAAAUAGUACUGGUGCAACCUCUUUAUCAUAUGCUGAAUGCGGUAUGAAGGUCGAAAAAUAUCGUUCUUAUGGGGUAGAUGUUAUUGCCAAAGUCAUGUCCCUCGGUUACCCAAACAGGGAAUAUAUUAAGUCUGUCCUACUGGCUACUUUUGAAGAAGAAACACCUGAGACCAAGGUAUGCCUACAGAUACUACGCCGUUAUAACGGUUCACAAAAAUUCAAACUUUUCAACGAUAUCUUUUCUUUUGUAUCAUUAACUAUACCAUUUAGGCAACUGAAUCAAAUGCCAAGCUUAAUUGAGGAAUCGAUGGCGGUCAUAUUCCAGGCCAUUACUGCUUCUUUGACCUUGGUAAAAUUUAUAGAUGUUGCCCCAGACUCGCCUUUCGUGGAAUAUAACCUGCCAUUCCUAUGGUUGACUUCAGAGGAGUCAUUGUGCUCCAAUAUUAUAAGGUUAGGAGAAGCUUUAUCGUCAUUAGGUAAUCAGGAUUCCAACUUGAAACACCUCCGGCCAACAUUUAAUUUGGUGAGCCCAAAGUGCCUGGAACUAUCACGGUUAUUGACAGAAAAGGCCUUCCAGCUGUUCAAACUGCAACCUAACCUACAGAAACAAAAUUCUCUCAAGUCUUCCCUGUUAGGUAUAUGCAACCUUUUCCCGUCCGAUGUUGCUACAAUUACGGUAAUAAUGAACCCACUUACCGACUACGAUAUGGCAAGGGAGAUGGAAAAAUUGUAUCUCUUAAGAAAGGAGAUUUCGUACAAACUAAUUUAA
Messenger RNA from Eremothecium sinecaudum, 3723 nucleotides. RefSeq names its product Swi1p (gene SWI1). Gene Ontology annotation, molecular function: transcription cis-regulatory region binding. Bases 1 to 3723 code for a protein of 1240 amino acids. Gene Ontology annotation, cellular component: SWI/SNF complex; nucleus. NCBI's taxonomy places the organism in Eukaryota, Fungi, Ascomycota, Saccharomycetes, Saccharomycetales, Saccharomycetaceae. Gene Ontology annotation, biological process: regulation of transcription by RNA polymerase II. The record is from RefSeq and is a predicted model, not a curated record. The transcript has a single exon.